CAUCAUCAAUCACAUGUGCACAGCUUUUUUUAAUACACAUGUCUAUUAUGUUGACUUGCAUUCAGAUCCUAAGAACAAACUGAAUCUGUUAUAAAUCCUAUCCUGAAUUAUUAUUAUUAAAUCUCAUUAUCCUGAGUCAGUGUUUGACUGAAGCACAGUUAGAAGUGGACUGAUACAUUCUUCUUCUUUUCUUUUUUUUUUACAUCUACCAGUUGUGGCUAGUUUGACACGUUUUCUUUCUGUCUUUGUUUAUUUUCAUACUCUUUGCUUGAACCUUUCUGUAUGCAAGUUUUUACAGUCAUACUUUUAAGACAUCAUUUUAUGGCCAACUUUUGACAGGUCUUUAACCUUUCUCUGUACCACUGUGUAAUCCAGUGCAGUUUCUUACUAAGAAUCAGAAAGGAUCUACAGACACAAGGUUAAACAAAAACCCACUCCUCUUUAAAUGGAUACAAUACCUGUUUCUAAAGAACGCAUCAGUUUUAGUGAUGCAGUGUACAAUCACUGCGAGAAAAGCUGUUUGAGAAGAAAGGUUAUACUUGCAGGUGCCAGAUACAGAGUGUCUGCUGCAUACUGAAUCACAACUAUUCAUAUUUGAUGAAAUUCUAAUUUUUCUUUUCCAGAAUGCUUUGUGUAUAUAUUUUCCUGGUGCUGGCUCUGAGCAGAGUGGGACUGAGUUCUCUGCAGGAUAAGCAGACUGAUUUUGGGCUGAAGGUCUUCUACCAGUUGGCCCAGGAGUCAACAGACAAGAAUGUGGUCUUGUCCCCAUAUGGCGUGGCCUCUGUUCUGGCCAUGGCUCAGCUUGGUGCAAAUGGAAACACCAGCAAGGCCUUAACAGCGGGGGAUGCUUCGGCAGCAGUGGCUUCUGCAGCGGGGCCUGUCCACUGAGGAAGGGGUAGAAAUAGCCAACGGGGUGAUGGUGGAGAGGAAGAUGAAUCUGGAGAAGAGAUAUCACCGGACCUUGGCCAAGGCCUUCAAGACCAACCCUCACCAGGUGGACUUCACGAAGCCAGACCAAGCCAUCAGCGUUAUCAAUGCAUGGGUCUCAGAUCACACUGCAGGUCUUAUCCCUGAAUUCUUGCAGUCUGGAUCUCUGACUGAUCAGACACGCCUCGUCCUCCUUAAUGCGCUCCACUUCCAGGGGCUCUGGAAAAUUCCCUUUGACCCAAAACUGACACAGGAGAGGAUGUUCCACUGUGCUAAUGGCAGCACUGUGCCAGUCCACAUGAUGAGAAUCACCAACCGCUUCAACUACGGAGAGUUUGUAACCGCUGAUGGAGUGGAUUACGAUGUGAUCGAGGUCCCAUAUGAGGGCGACUUACUGAGCAUGCUCUUGGUGUCUCCCUUUGAGCCUGAAGUUCCUCUGAGCACGCUCAGUGCAGAUCUGAGCAGCCAGAAGAUCCGACAGUGGAGGACAGAGCUGAGGAAUGUCAGGAGGCAGCUGGCCUUGCCCAGGUUUACUCUGGACUCCGAGGUGAAUCUGAAGACUGCGCUAGUUAACAUGGGACUAGGAGACAUCUUCAACCCAGCUACUGCAGACUUCACACGCAUCACCUUGGAUCAAAGGCUGUGUGUGUCGAAGGUCCUGCAAAAACUGAAAAUUGAGGUGAAUGAAGAGGGAACCAAAGGAGCAGCAUCAACAGCUGCUGUCCUGUUUUCUCGUAUGGCCGUAGAGGAGAUCAUUCUAGACCGACCGUUCCUUUUCCUUAUCCAGCACAAACUCACAGGUGCUGUUCUUUUCAUGGGUCAGUUCAACCAGCCUCAGCAGUAACCCGCUCUGAAAACCUUUCAUUCCCCUGCGUGAGGCUACUUAAAAUUCCACAUGACCAUCCAAUGGAUGACAUAUCUGACAUAUACUACUUAAAUCAGAUGACAUAUUUGAAACUGUAAACUUUAUCACUGGAGGUUUUAUUUUACAACAUUAUUG
This is a messenger RNA of Haplochromis burtoni (Burton's mouthbrooder), 1927 nucleotides long. It is a transcript of the gene serpine1, whose product is annotated as serpin peptidase inhibitor, clade E (nexin, plasminogen activator inhibitor type 1), member 1. Gene Ontology annotation, biological process: negative regulation of vascular wound healing; negative regulation of plasminogen activation; negative regulation of endopeptidase activity. The record is from RefSeq and is a predicted model, not a curated record. NCBI's taxonomy places the organism in Eukaryota, Metazoa, Chordata, Actinopteri, Cichliformes, Cichlidae. Gene Ontology annotation, molecular function: serine-type endopeptidase inhibitor activity.